Messenger RNA from Candida tropicalis MYA-3404, 1464 nucleotides. Its product is annotated as 1,3-beta-glucan synthase component GLS1. Lineage: Eukaryota; Fungi; Ascomycota; Pichiomycetes; Serinales; Debaryomycetaceae. The annotation marks the transcript as partial. The transcript has a single exon. Gene Ontology annotation, molecular function: 1,3-beta-D-glucan synthase activity. Gene Ontology annotation, cellular component: plasma membrane. Gene Ontology annotation, biological process: (1->3)-beta-D-glucan biosynthetic process; fungal-type cell wall polysaccharide biosynthetic process. The record is from RefSeq and is a predicted model, not a curated record.
AUGGUACUCAAAUACACACCAUCCCAAAUGAGCUAUGGUGGAGAUCCUAGAUCUUCUGGUGCAUCUACACCAAUUUACGGUGGUCAAGGUCAAGGUUACGAUCCAACCCAAUUCAACAUGUCUUCAAAUUUGCCAUACCCAGCAUGGUCAGCUGAUCCACAAGCUCCAAUUAAAGUAGAACACAUUGAAGAUAUUUUCAUUGAUUUGACUAAUAAAUUUGGUUUCCAAAGAGAUUCUAUGAGAAAUAUGUUUGAUUACUUUAUGACUUUGUUAGAUUCUAGAUCUUCUCGUAUGUCUCCAGCCCAAGCUUUGUUGAGUUUACAUGCCGAUUACAUUGGUGGUGACAAUGCCAACUAUAGAAAAUGGUUCUUUGCUUCCCAACAAGAUUUGGAUGAUUCCUUGGGUUUUGCCAAUAUGACUUUGGGUAAACUUGGUAGAAAAGCCAGAAAGGCAUCCAAGAAAUCCAAGAAAGCCAGAAAAGCAGCCGAAGAACACGGUGAAGAUGUCGAUGCUCUUGCAAACGAAUUAGAAGGCGAUUACUCCUUAGAAGCUGCCGAAAUCAGAUGGAAGGCCAAGAUGAACUCUUUAACCCCAGAAGAAAGAGUCAGAGACAUUGCCCUUUAUUUAUUGUUGUGGGGUGAAGCCAAUCAAGUCCGUUUUACUCCAGAAUGUUUAUGUUACAUUUACAAAACUGCUAUGGAUUACUUGCAAUCACCAUUGUGCCAACAAAGACAAGAACCAGUUCCAGAAGGUGACUACUUGAACCGUGUUAUUACUCCAUUGUACAGAUUCAUCAGAUCCCAAGUUUAUGAAAUUUACGACGGUAGAUUUGUGAAACGUGAAAAAGAUCACAAUAAGGUUAUUGGUUAUGAUGACGUUAAUCAAUUGUUCUGGUACCCAGAAGGUAUUUCUAGAAUCAUGUUUGAAGACGGAACCAGAUUGGUUGAUAUUCCACAAGAAGAACGUUUCUUGAGAUUAGGUGAAGUUGAAUGGAAGAAUGUGUUCUUUAAAACCUAUAAAGAAAUUAGAACCUGGUUACAUUUCAUCACUAACUUUAAUAGAAUUUGGAUCAUCCAUGGUACUAUCUACUGGAUGUAUACUGCUUAUAACUCCCCAACCUUGUAUACUAAACAUUAUGUCCAAACCAGAAACCAACAACCACUUGCUUCUUCUAGAUGGGCUGCUUGUGCCAUUGGUGGUGUUUUUGCUUGUCUUGUUCAAAUCUUUGCUACCCUUUUCGAAUGGAUGUUUGUUCCAAGAGAAUGGGCCGGUGCUCAACAUUUGACUCGUCGUAUGAUGUUUUUGAUUUUGAUUUUCCUUGCCAACUUGGUUCCACCAGUUUAUACUUUCAAAGUCACUAAAUUGGUUUUGUAUUCCAAGUCUGCUUACGCUGUUUCCGUUGUCGGUUUCUUAAUUGCUAUUGCCACUUUAGUUUUCUUUGCUGUGAUGCCAUUGGGUGGUUGG